AUGAAAGUCAGGUCUUGCUUGACCAAACUGAUCUACUUCUAUGACCAGUUGACCUAUCAAUUGGAUGAGGAAAACACCGUGAACAUUGUCUUUGUGGACUUUAGGAAAGCAUUUGACACUGUCUCCCACAGCAUUCUGCCAGAGAAUCUGGCUGCUCAUGGCUUAGACAGGUUUUGUUUUUUGUGCAUUUCAUGGAUAUGCAGCUUUCUUUCAAUUUUCUAUUGUAUAAAGAUUGCAAAUUUCAGGCACACCUUCUUCACCUACAUGAAAGUAAAAAUUGACAGGAUUGUGCCAUGGCUGUUCUUGGGUUCAGUGCUUUUAUCCUUGGUCAUCAGCAUUCUUUUCUAUGACAUAAAAG
Apaloderma vittatum (bar-tailed trogon) is the source of this 358-nucleotide messenger RNA. Its product is annotated as taste receptor type 2 member 119-like. Gene Ontology annotation, biological process: G protein-coupled receptor signaling pathway; sensory perception of taste; detection of chemical stimulus involved in sensory perception of bitter taste. Gene Ontology annotation, molecular function: bitter taste receptor activity; G protein-coupled receptor activity. Gene Ontology annotation, cellular component: membrane. The annotation marks the transcript as partial. The transcript is spliced from 3 exons. The record is from RefSeq and is a predicted model, not a curated record. NCBI's taxonomy places the organism in Eukaryota, Metazoa, Chordata, Aves, Trogoniformes, Trogonidae.